Molecule: messenger RNA, 1980 nt
Organism: Monoraphidium neglectum
Lineage: Eukaryota; Viridiplantae; Chlorophyta; Chlorophyceae; Sphaeropleales; Selenastraceae
Exons: 16
Coding region: 1-1980 (659 amino acids)
Biological process (GO): protein phosphorylation
Molecular function (GO): protein kinase activity; ATP binding
Source: RefSeq, a predicted model, not a curated record
AUGGCUGGGUUUCUGUCGGAGGUGCACGCGCUGCAGCAGCAGCUGGCCAUGAUACACGGCAACCCGCUGAUCGGGCUGCAGGAGGCGGCUGAGCUGCUGUGCAUCCGCCUGAAGACGCAGCUCGUCGCCAUCUGGGCGGUCCCAAAGGACGACCCCACCUGCAGCGUGCUCAUGGCCGCGCACGGCACCGGCGCCGCCGCGCUGCAGCGCCGCAUCGUCACCCGCCGCGCGGAGGACGCGCCGAAGUGUGUGGGGGCCGCCUGCAGUCUGUCAGUCCAAGACGCCUUGAACACCACGGUGGAGGGCAUGCCGGAGGGCCUCACUGGCGACAAGGGCGCCCUGCGCAGCUUCGUCCAGGUGCCCAUCGGCGCGCCCGAUGCGCCGCUGGGCGUGCUGCUGCUGGCCAAGUCAGAGCCCGCCUCGUUUGACAGCAACUGGUGGCAGGUGCGCCUGCAGCUGGCGGGGGCAGGGCUGCAGCCGCACCUGUACCACCCGCAGAUCCAGCAGCUGGCGCAGCUGCUGACGAGGAUGGAGGACGAGCAGGACCCAGUGGCACUGAUCAGCCUGCUCCUUACUAGCGCCGGCCGCUACAUGCACUCCGCGACCAACAUGGCGGCCAGCGCGCGCCUCGCGCUGAUCGCCAGCGCCCAGUCGCCGGAGGUCCCCGAGGCUCUCGUUUUCGAGUGUCCGCCGGCGGCAGCCAAGGCUGCCGCGGCCAACGCCUCGGGCACAGCCAGCAGCGGCUCCAACAGCCUCGGGUCGGACCACCGCCUGGCCCCGCCCAGCGACCCGGAGGCUCACGUCAUCGCCAGCCGGUUGACCCUGGUCAACACGCUGCUGGCGUCGGCGCUGCAGGGGCAGCAGGCGCGAUUCAUCACGGACUGCUCCGCUUACAUGCAGUCAAGCGCCCGCCCCGCGCGGGACGUCUUCACACGGUCUUCGCAGCUGGUGUCGUCGAUCGUGGUCGUGCCAUUGAUAGCGGGCGACGGCCCGGCGCUCGGUGGCCUGUACUUCACAUUCAACUCGCCCUGCGAUUUUAUGCACAUCCAGGACACACUGCUGGGCUUCAUCCAUGGCGUCACCCCCAUGCUGCACAUCAAGCUGACGGGCCGCGCAGACCUGCUGGCUUCAAUGGUCGCCCAGGCCAACUGCAGUGCAUCUGCCCCCAGCACGUCCAAGGCGCUGUCCUCGAGUCUGUCUGGCGGUCGCUCCGCCAGCGCCUUCGCCGCAGCGGCGGCGGGGGUUGCGUCCCCUACCAGCGUCAGUGGGGGCGGGCUGGCGGCGGCGCCGAGCAGCUCGCUCUCCAGCUCCAACGGGACCGACCCGUCGUCGGCGCUGCGCCCCGCCGCGUCGGCGCGGCUGUCGAUGGUGUCAAGCAAUCCCCGGCUCAACACAGAGGCGAUGCUGCAGGUCCUGCAGCAGGAUCUCAGAUCCAAGGGGCGCCAGUGCCUGGCCGACGCGACUGAACUCAGUGUGGCGGAGGUCCUGGGGCAAGGUGGAUUUGGGGUGGUAUACAAGGGAUGGUGGCACAAGGUCCCGGUCGCAGCAAAGGUCAUGCCGGCGCGGAACACCGAAUUUGAGGCGCUGCAGGUCGCGACCGAGAUGGCGGUGUUGUCCACAGUGCACCACCCCAACAUUGUCAGCGUCUUCUCCUGCCUCACAGAUAUGGUCGAGGCGACAGACCCGGGCCGCAGCACCAGCGUGAGUGGCGCGGCAGACAUGCGCACGAGGUACCGCCGGCUGGGCGCCAACGAGGACCCUGAGGGGGCGCUGACCACCUACAACAUUGUGGUCAUGGAGUUCUGCGACCGCGGCACCCUGUAUGGCGCCAUGAAGGCCGGCCACUUCCACCGCGCCAUGCCCAACGGCGCCAUCGGCGUGGACCUGGCGGCCAUUGUGGCGGUGCUGCUGGACGUGGCCUACGCGGUGCAGUACCUCCACGCGAUGCACCUCAUGCACGGCGACAUCAAGACACGGUAA